Tetrapisispora phaffii CBS 4417 is the source of this 1179-nucleotide messenger RNA. It is a transcript of the gene MNN9, whose product is annotated as mannosyltransferase complex subunit MNN9. Lineage: Eukaryota; Fungi; Ascomycota; Saccharomycetes; Saccharomycetales; Saccharomycetaceae. The record is from RefSeq and is a predicted model, not a curated record. The coding region runs from base 1 to 1179 and encodes 392 amino acids. Gene Ontology annotation, biological process: protein N-linked glycosylation; cell wall mannoprotein biosynthetic process. The transcript has a single exon. Gene Ontology annotation, cellular component: mannan polymerase complex. Gene Ontology annotation, molecular function: alpha-1,6-mannosyltransferase activity.
AUGAAUAUUAAUAUGCUAUUUUUUCGUUUGAAGAGGCUGCCUCUAGCCUCAUUGAUAUUUCCUUCAAUUUCAAUCUUUCUAAUAUACAUGAUUUUUUUUGCUAACAAUGUCUCAAUACUUGGUAUUGACCAGUCUGCUAUUAAGAACCAUAAAUGGGCUCAUGAAAUUGAAGGAACGUGGUACUUUCCAUUCUCUAGUAAGUUCAAGAUGCCAAAAUAUUCCUACAAAAAGAAAUCAAACUGGUUAUCGAAUGAUUUUGUUGAGGAUAUUAUUCCAGAAGGUCACAUUGCUCACUACGAUUUAAAUAAGUUGCAUUCCACUAAAGAUGCAAUGAAGCUAAAGGAGCAUGUGCUGAUUGCUACUCCAAUGCAAACUUUCCACGAUGCAUACUGGAGCAAUUUAUUAAAGAUGUCUUAUCCACGUUCUUUAUUAGAAUUGGGUUUUAUCAUUCCAAGAACACCAACAGGUGACGAAACUUUAAAGAAAUUGGAAGCUGCUGUUAAAAAUGUUCAAACAGGUAAGGUUGAAGAUAGAUUUGCCAAGAUUACCAUCCUAAGACAAGAUUCCCAAAGUUUUGACAAAUUAGGUGAAAAGGAAAGACAUUCUUUAGCUGUUCAAAAAGAAAGACGUUCUGCCAUGGCUUUAGCAAGAAAUGAACUAUUAUUUUCUUCGAUUGGCCCAAGUACUUCAUGGGUUUUAUGGUUAGAUGCAGAUAUUGUUGAAACACCUGCCACUGUUAUUCAAGAUAUGACUAAUCACAAUAAACCGGUUUUAGCGGCUAAUGUCUAUCAAAGAUUUUUUGACAAAGAAAAGAAUGAAAACUCUAUUAGACCUUAUGAUUUUAAUAAUUGGGCUGAAAGCGAAAAGGGUUUAGAAAUUGCAAAAAACAUGAAUGAAGAUGAAAUUAUUGUUGAAGGUUAUGCAGAAAUUGCCACUUACAGACCGUUGAUGGCUCAUUUCUACGAUAAAGCUGGGAAAAUUGAUGCCUUGAUGGCAUUGGAUGGUGUUGGUGGUGGCUGUACAUUAGUUAAAGCAGAAGUUCACAGAGAUGGUGCAAUGUUCCCAAAUUUCCCAUUCUAUCAUUUAAUCGAAACCGAAGGUUUUGCCAAAAUGGCAAAAAGAUUAAACUAUGAAAUAUUCGGUUUACCAAACUAUUUAGUUUAUCAUAUUGAGGAAUAA